Echinops telfairi (small Madagascar hedgehog) is the source of this 1110-nucleotide messenger RNA. RefSeq names its product acyl-CoA binding domain containing 6 (gene ACBD6). Lineage: Eukaryota; Metazoa; Chordata; Mammalia; Afrosoricida; Tenrecidae. The transcript is spliced from 8 exons. The record is from RefSeq and is a predicted model, not a curated record. Gene Ontology annotation, molecular function: fatty-acyl-CoA binding; protein binding. Bases 114 to 965 code for a protein of 283 amino acids.
GCCCCCCAGGAGCUCGGGUUUCGGACGGAGGCUGGUUUGGGAGGCCCGGAUCUGCUGGUACGUCCGGCGCGAACUGGGCUGACCCGACCGAGAGGGGUGCUGAGCCGGGCGACAUGGCCUCGCCCUUCCUGUCCACCGGGGCCACCACGGGCGACAGCGGCGGCGAACUGAGCUCUGGGGACGACUCUGGGGAUGUCGGCGAAUCCUUGCCGAGUCCGGAGACCGAAGCGUCGGGGAACCUGUCCGAGCUGUUCGAGAAGGCUGCAGCGCACCUCCAAGGCCUCGUUCAGGUGGCCAGCCGGGAGCAGCUCCUGUACCUGUAUGCGAGGUACAAGCAGGUCAAAGUUGGAAAUUGCAAUACUCCUAAACCAAGCUUCUUCGAUUUUGAAGGAAAGCAAAAAUGGGAAGCCUGGAAAGCUCUUGGUGAUUCAAGCCCCAGCCAAGCAAUGCAGGAAUAUAUCGCAGUAGUUAAGAAAUUAGAUCCGGGUUGGAAUCCUCAGACAUCAGUGAAGAAAGGAAAAGAAGCAAAUACAGGGUUUGGAGGACCAGUUGUGAGUUCACUAUAUCAUGAAGAAAUCAUCAGGGAAGAAGAUAAAAACAUAUUCGAUUAUUGCAGGGAAAACAACAUUGACCAUAUAAACAAAGCCAUCAAAUCAAAAAAUGUGGAUGUGAAUAUGAAAGAUGAAGAGGGCAGAGCUCUACUCCAUUGGGCAUGUGACCGAGGGCACAAGGAACUUGUCACAGUCUUGCUUCAGUGCAGAGCUGACAUUAACUGUCAGGACAAUGAAGGUCAAACAGCUCUACAUUAUGCUGCCGCCUGUGAGUUUUUGGACAUUGUGGAGCUGCUGCUGAAGUCUGGCGCCGACCCCACGCUCCGCGACCAGGAUGGCUGCCUGCCGGCAGAGGUGACAGACUGCAAGGCCGUGUCGCUGGUGCUGCAGCAGCACACAGCUGGCCAGGCUUAGCCAGGGCACCAGCCACGCCCGUGCUGUCCGGCACAGGGCUUCGGUGACGAAGGCAAAUGGCAAAUAUAACACUCCUUUUGAUAGUCACUGGCUAAUAAAAUCAGGACAUUCUGAGGAAGUGGGAUUUUGAAGCCUCAGCAGUUCA